Aspergillus mulundensis is the source of this 894-nucleotide messenger RNA. RefSeq lists its product as uncharacterized. Gene Ontology annotation, molecular function: triacylglycerol lipase activity; acylglycerone-phosphate reductase (NADP+) activity. Bases 1 to 894 code for a protein of 297 amino acids. The record is from RefSeq and is a predicted model, not a curated record. Lineage: Eukaryota; Fungi; Ascomycota; Eurotiomycetes; Eurotiales; Aspergillaceae. Gene Ontology annotation, biological process: triglyceride catabolic process; phosphatidic acid biosynthetic process. Gene Ontology annotation, cellular component: lipid droplet; endoplasmic reticulum. The transcript has 6 exons.
AUGCCCACUGGUAGUGACAAGCGGAAAUCCGUCCUUAUUACGGGCUGCGCGCCUGGAGGAAUCGGGAACGCUCUUGCACGUGAAUUCCAAAGGCAUGGCUUGCGAGUCUUUGCAACAGCUCGCAAUGCAAAGCAGCUGGAUGAUCUCGAAGCUGUGGGCAUCGAAACACUGAGUUUGACUGUGGACGAUGAAGGCAGCGUUCAGCUGUGCUUUGCAGAGAUCGAAAGGAGACUGGGUGACAAGGGAUUGGACUACCUUGUGAACAAUGCGGGCCGCAACUAUACAGUUCCUGCUGCCGAGGUCGACCUAACUGAAGUCCGGGCCACACUGGAAGUCAAUUUUAUCUCUGUCGUCUACAUCUGUAAGACGUUCAUUCCCAUGCUCAUCAAGGCAAAGGGAACCAUAGUCCAGAUUGGUUCCGUUGCAGGGUUCAUACCUUAUGUAUUUGGCUCAAUAUACAAUGCUUCGAAAGCGGCAUUGCACUCUUACAGCGACACCCUGCGGGUAGAGCUAGCUCCUUACGGCGUGAACGUCACUACAGUUGUUACUGGCGGGGUUCAGUCACGCAUUGCGCGCACGCCGCGCAUACUGGCGCCCAACUCUAUCUAUGCUCCGAUUGAAGACCAAUAUAAUCGGCGCGUUACCCACAGCCAGGAUGGAGCUAUGGCACAUACUACCUAUGCGAAAAGCGUCGUUGCCCAGGUCCUGUACGGGUCUGCGCCGUGGCGCUGGAUCUGGCCUUGGGCCAAGGGUCGAAAGAGCUGGAUUUGGGAGGGAAACAAGAGCUGGAUGAUCUGGUUGUUUAUGGGCGGAUGGGCUUGGACUGGUCUUGCUCAUGCCGUCAUGACGAGAAUGUUUGGUCUGAAUAGACUGAGGAAGACUUUCGGGAACUAG